AUGGCACCGAGGAAGGGUUUCUCGCCCUUCACUCGGGUCAUCAGCCCCGAAUUAAGUCCACAAUUGAAUUGGUACAUUCUUUGUUCGAAAGUUUGUGGAUCAACGCCGACACAAUAUUUUAAGCGGUCGCCUGUUGUCGCCAGUUUUCCAGGCGACUUUCAAAAAAUCGACAGUGCCCACAUUCGGUUGCAAGAUGGCCGCCAUUACUCUAACAAGAAGUCUUCAAAUGCAACGGAAAUUGUCUGUUCCUCGUUUGGGUUGAUAACCACUUUGCUUCGCCGUUCUUCUUCGGAAAGCUCUGAGUUUAUUUCACAGCUGAGAGAUUUGCUGAACAUAGUAGAUCUCAGUAACAUUUCUGUUGACGAAGAAAACGAAAGGGAAGCAAACAAACGACCACGUGCUUCACGGCGCUUGGAAAUGCCAACGACACCAACGAACAAGACGUCGUCAUCUGUGGCCAUGACACCCCCAAACAGUGGAAACUCGCAAAGAGCUGAAGACACGAAUGUUUCCCCAAAUCUAAAAGAAAUCAGCGAAAAAGAGGAUUUGGAUACUCCAGAGAAGGUGCUGUUGAUGAAGCAGCGAAGCAGUCGCGUCAUCAAGGACGUGCAUGAUGUGUGCGACAGAAACAGGGAAAGUUUGGCGAUGGUACUUUCAAAUAUGUGCGCAUUUGGCGACCCAGAAGCGAAGGCGAUUGUCAAUGAAAUUGUCGAAGAGGUGGCUGUAAAAAGGGGAGUAAAGAGGAGUGUGGAAGAGCUAGUUGGCGAUGAUACAAUGACAAAGUAUGUGGAGUGCCUGAGAGUUCCUGAUUGGAAGCUUGUCCUUUUCCAGGCAAUGGCGAGAGUUUCUGCGAAAACGUGGCAAUCCGUGAUUAACAUCACAGGGCUCGGAAGGUCGGGGGUAAGAUGUUUAGCUACGGUAGUCUUGCGUAAAAAAAAUGAACUAUUCCACCGCAAGCCCCAAUGUUUCAAGCGUCUUAUUUCUUUUGUUUUAUGCAGUUUUAUUCCCCUAAGCGAAGCCUAGUAUGAAUGUUUAUUAAAAGUGCUAGCAAAUUAAGUUUUUAAAAGUUAGGAUUUUUCCCGCUAAACAAGAGUCAGUGAACUGUAACGAGGAUUACUUAUUUGUAUAAGCGGAUGGCGGUCCUUCAACUGAAGUUAUUAGUUGCACUAAUGAGUGUCAAGUUUUCCUGGCUAGAAUGUAAUGAUAGUUCUCUUAAGCUGCACCUUUUUGGGUAUAAUAUAUGUGAGCCCAUGGUGGGCAGUCUUAUGAUUAUACUUUGUUUUCCAGAGCAAUUUGAGCCUUUGAGCCAGUGGUAAGCUCUUUUUCAGCUGGCGAAAUAAGCUGGCAGCCUGCUCUUAGGGACAAACCCUGGGCCAUUAACAUAUAAGGUCAUCGCCCAACCUAUUAAUAUGCCAUGACACCAAGUGUAAGACGUUCAUGUUCAUGUUAAAAUAUUAUCUCUAAAGUUUUUCUCCCCUGAAAUUCUGCCGCUAGACACUGUUUAAACUGGUAGAGCUGUAUUUAUCAAGAAUUCAAAACAUAUUUGAGGAAAAUAAGCAGUGUUUUAACGGUAAAAGCCAUACUUUAACUCAUUUUGUCAUUUCACCAUGUUCAAAGUGAUAAAAGUUUUUCAUAAAAUGGUUGCGAAGUUCCUUGCUGACUGUAGCAAAUGUUAUUGUUACAUGUCAAAAUUAUGUUCAAGGGAAGAAACCUACAGAGGUUGAUUCUCUUUUCCCUUUGUUUCCUGGUGCUAGUAGGAGGCAAAGGAAACAAUGAAUCAACCUAGAUUUAAAAGUUUUAUCUUUGCAUUCUAUCACUUGCUUUCUGUUAUUUUCUUAGAAAUCCUUUCACAUGCCUCUUCUCCUCAACUUGAACCAGAUCAAGGCAGCUAAGAAGGUGGUUUUUGGAGUUUGUAAAGAAUAUAUGGGGGUUAAGAAGGUGGCUCCUCCUAUACAAGGUUUCUCUGUAAAUUUGAGUUCUGUUGUGGAGCUGAUUGUAAGGGAGCAAAGGCUGCACCAACUGUCUUCACGUGCUUUGCGACUGAUGAUGAAGCUUGAUGGGAGACCAUUCUGGGGUAAAAUUUUGGAAUAAUGCAUGCUGUCUAUACAGUUUUGUCUUUUAAUUAUUAUUAUUUUUUAUAAAAGGUCAUUCCCUACGCAUGAUGAUCAUCCACACACUUUUUUGUGUAUGUGUUUCAAAUCAACAUAACUAUGACUGUGAAAUUUCUUUGGCCUUGUAAACAGUUCUUUGUGUAGAAGGUGGUUAUUAUAAUAAUUUGUAUGAUGAAAUGGGUUGGUGAGGGGUGCAGUUUUUGUCUUGACUAAUUUAGUGCAAAAAAUUGUUUUGCAGGUAGAGCUCAGGUGUUGUUUGGAAUUGUUCCUCGUGACGGUGCUGUAUAUAGCCAGCAAAGUGCAAAAUCAGUCUACCCAUUGACAAUUGCCAACUGUAAAGAAAACAGGUCAGUGAAUUGCAACUUGCUUGAACUCUUUACUACCUUUGGUUAGAAUGUGCUUGUGGUUGUAUGUGCAUUUAACUUAAAUAUAAUGACAGAUUUUUGUAAGCCCCACUCAGUCAAUACAACAACAUUAUUAGGUCAUGCAUCCACACUGAGAUCAGUCUAAAUGGAUCGAUAUCAAUAUCCCCAAUUUGUCAUAAAUGCACUAAAUUGAACAAUGACCAUAGAUUUUCAAUUUUUGUUUGUUGACAGAGACAACCUCAAGAUUCUUCUAGAGGAUAUCAACCAUCAGAAGAAAAUAUUAAAGGAACAAGGAAUCACUAUUGAUGGUACACAUUACUCUGUUGAAUUUCUUGGUAAGAAUCAGUCUUAGUCUUGGAAUUUGUUUUAAAAGUAAACUUCUUAUUCAUAUGAUACUUUUUACAGCAAUUUAUUGUGCUUCUACCCAAUUGGUAGUGUGACUAGAACUAGAUAGAAGCAACAGUCAAACUUAAGUAAAUUAAGAGUUUUCUUAUGUAGUAAAACAUGUUCAAAAUUAAACUUCAGCAGCAAGAAAUAAAACCUGGAAUUUAUUAUUAUUGUAUGUCAGUAAUUGAUUUGAGCACCUUUUUAUUUUGAUGCAGGGGAGAUUAAUUUUCCUGAAAGUUUAGUAUAUAUUUUACCUUUUGCUUUCCCAUUUCUGUUAUAUAACUUAGUGGUAUUGGACUACAAGACGUUGGUACUUCUUUUGGUGAAGAAGAUGAAUGCGGCAUUCAUGUUAGGUGGCAGAGGUGUCAGUGUUGAGUUCUGUUUCAUCUGUAAUGCUAUCAGGGUAAAGUACUCAAAUAAUGUAGAAAUUAGUAUAUGGCAACCGCAACUUGUGCUGUUAAUGUCGAGGUACAUAAAAGUGUUGCCUCAGUUAAUCAACUUUUUUUACACCAAUUUCAGAUGACUUUGAUCUUUGCCAAUAUUUGGGAAAAUAGUUAGCGAGUGAUCGAAACAUCAAACAGGUUUAAUUCAGCCAAAACCUUUUAAUGCUGUACAGUACUUAUUUAAAGGUCAUUCUGCCUUAAAAUCACUGAAAUUGUGCAUACAUGUACUGUAAAAAGAAUAGGGUUCGUACAGAGACAUGAAUUCUUGAAAAAGUCUUCAUUUUCCAGACCUGGAAAAAGUCUUACUAUUGGUGAUAAAGUCUACAAAAAUAAUUCAAAGUCCAAAGUUUUUUUAUAGCUACAAAAAGUGCGUAAUAAGUGAUUUUUUUCCCCUGUGGUCAAGUCAAUUUCACCUGUAGCUAAGACAUUUAAUCACAGAAUGAGAAGUUUCAUAAUUUUCUUAUGUCUACAUUGCACCAUGGUUACUGUACGUUUGCAGUGCAUGAUGAAAAUAGCUUUGUUCCCACGUUUUUCAAGUUCUCUAUUGAUCACCUAUUUGAUAACCUUCAGUCUGGAAAAAUGAAUUCAUGUUUUGGAAAAAAGUCUGAAAAAAGUCUUGAAAUCUGUAUGAACUCUGACCAAGAUAAUGUGAAGCAUGACAAAUGUGUUAUUCUAUCUGAAAUUGUAAAUUUUUCUAACUUAUUUCAACACAUUAUGUACUAUCAUUCAGUUUGAUUAGUGUAGCUGUUUUCUUUCAGGGUUGCAAAUGUCAUGAUGUUGCUCCAGAUGAGACAUGUCUAGAUUGCCUCAGAAGCAAAUGCAAUAUAGGAAGGUAUGUAGGCAUUUUGAUCAUUGUCAUAUUUAAUUACAUUCAAAAACAUAAAGGGGAUUUUCUUACCUGUACAUAACAAAAUGAAUUUUCUAGCUCAUGGUUAAAUGACUUAUACAAAAUCAUGAAUUGAAAUUAAGUGAAUGGUUUGGGUCUUUGUAAUUGUUGCUAGUAAACUGAAAUCCUCAUUCACGAUCUUAAGCCAAACUUUCAAGGUUGCCAGAAAUUGUCGUCAUACUGUCAGGAAACAUUUUUAAAGAAAAACAUGACCUAAUUCACUGCUUCAGAAAAUCAAUCAUUCUUUGAAAUUGCCUUGUAGAUCAACUGGGAUACGAGAUGACCUCGUUUUUCUUUUGGAUGAAGAGCUCUGCAAUGUUCAACUUUGUGCUCUCCAUAUGGAGAUGCGCAACACUGAACAGUUGUUGGCAUCCAUUGGUCUUCUUGCACACAAGGUGGAUUCCUUAGCAGAGGCCAAUGCUGCCCUGAAAAACUAUGGCCCAGAGUCAUUUCAUGGUGAUCGAAUCUCAGUAAAGAAGAAAUCAGAUCAACAGUCUGCUAUUACAAAGCAGAAUAUCCAUGUCAGUUCAAUGUCUGGUAAGACAUUUUCUUGAAGAGAUGUUUUCCAUAUGUGUUCUGUAAAAUAUUUUUUUUUAAUUUGCUCUCAUGCUGUUGUGUUUCAGGUCCAACUGAACGGGAAAUCCUCCAGCACCUUGAAGAAAUUGUAGAACUUGCACUACCGUUGGAUAAAUUCAAGAAGCCGUACAAAGAUGUGAACACGGCCAAAAAUUUGAUCUUGAACAGAGUUACAUUUUGCCAGGCUCGUGUUGAUGUUAGUAAGAAUUAAUCGACUAUUAUUGUUAUACUUGCAAAUUGAUUUAACAUCAUAUGGUCAAGUUCACUGGUAAUAUGUAUUCAUUGAGUUCAUACAGCGUCCAGACGAUCCGUCGGAGUGCGCUUUAGGAAUCAAAUACCUCUGUGAGUAUUUCUUUAAUUGCUACAGUCUCCUAUGUAACUGAAUUUUGUUUUAGUUAGUUAGAGCUAACUAACAUAGGCUGCACUUUAGGUGGCACACCCAUGGGUGCAGUGUAACCCAGUGUUUUGUUUAGAAAGAGCUAACUAACAUAGGCUGCACUUUAGGUGGCACACCCAUGGGUGCAGUGUAACCCAGUGUUUUGUUUAGAAAGAGCUAACUAACAUAGGCUGCACUUUAGGUGGCACACCCAUGGGUGCAGUGUAACCCAGUGUUUUGUUUAGAAAGAGCUAACUAACAUAGGCUGCACUUUAGGUGGCACACCCAUGGGUGCAGUGUAACGCAGUGUGUUGUUUAGAAAGAGCUAACUAACAUAGGCUGCACUUUAGGUGGCACACCCAUGGGUGCAGUGUAACCCAGUGUGUUGUUUAGGAAGAGCUAACUAACAUAGGCUGCACUUUAGGUGGCACACCCAUGGGUGCAGUGUAACCCAGUGUUUUGACAUUUCUUUGUAGCAUGUUAGCACCUAUUUAUGUAAUUAAUGCAUUAAAUUUUUUCCAAAUGUUUAGUAUUUUGCAGAAGCUUUAAGCAAGGGCACCUUUGUUAGAGAUUUUGGUACUCACACUGAGAUAAUUGAUUUGGAAGGCUCAGGUUCGUAGAGUGACAGUAGUAUUGAUACUUUGUUUGUUCUUUGGUUACAAGUUCUGAUUUUUUUCUCUUAUGGACUAAAGAAGGUUACCAUACUAUAAUAUAACUUUUUGAGUGUCUUAUAUGCUUAUACGGAAGGGAAAAAAAAAACAUUAGGCACUGCUUGAUUUUGGACAAUAUUAAAAUAAGAAAAGGAGCUUUUUGUUUUUAAUUCCUCAAAAACAUUUACUUAAUGACAACAAAUAGCUUUUACUUGCAACAGUUAUUUGAAUGGUAUGAUAACAUAAAGGGCCUCUAAUUACAGUCUUUCUCAGGUCUUAUUUCAGUUUUUGGCUGUUUUGCAGAUGUUAAAGCUGACAUGGAAUCUCGCCUUGUUCAGUGGCAGAGCAAGUUGGAUGAGCUAGAUGUCUUUUUCAAGAAGCUGUGCAAGUCACGUAAAAAGUCAUUAUUCAAAGAAGAGGAUGCACUUGUGACCUCUGUUGCAAACAUACAACUGGAAUUGGUGAAAAGGGUAAUUGUUGAUCUUACCGACUGGAAGCUAAUUUGAGUUAUCUGUGAGUUAUUGUAAUGUAAUUGCUUUUUAUUAGUGUAAUAAUUGUUAAUUGUUUGUAAAUCACUGCCAAACACAUCAAUUGAUUAUUAAAGGUAUACUGCUUCUCAUUGAAAUGGAGUGUCGCUGAGUCUUAGUCAAAGACUUAUUUGUCUUAAUACAUUCUUAGUAAUUUUAACCUAUUGUAUAAACAUUAAAUUCUAGGUGUGCAGGGAAUGGAAGGAAAUUGCCCUGAUAACACGUGAAAAAGUGUUUAAAGAGACAGAACAAGGAGAGAUUGACCUCUUUGAUGUCAAGGUAAAAUUAUGUUUAUUUAUAACCUUGCUUCAAUUUUUAUUAUUAGUCUUGCAUUUUUAUCUCUUACUUUUUCAACUAACAGCAGUGUCUAUUUUUAAGGGUUUUUAUUAGAAAUAUUAGCAAACACAGGAAUGAGUUCUAGGAAGAAAAUAAUGUCCAUUAUAACCAUUUUAUUUUAAGAUUUAUUUAAAGUAUAGUUUGUAUUUGUUCAGUUAUUGAUCAUCCUGCUGCGGGCACCUUCCACCCUGAACUUUUUUAUCUGCCCGCUCUAUUUUAACCAGCUAGUCCCCACAUAUUUUGUUGCAGUUAGUUAAGCAAGCUAAAUUAAAAACUAAAAUACAUAUCUUAUUUUAAAUAUUUUUAUGUAGUGCAAAGAAUGGGGUUUCUUGUUAAGAGAACUAUUUGGGAGCAGUCUUGGAAUCGGCGAUUAUGGACAUCUUUUGAUUGAUCAUGCACCCAUGCUCAUGAGAUGCUUUCUGUCCAUGAGAGAAUUUAGUCAGCAAGGAUUUGAGGCUUCCCACAAGGACCAACGCCAGCUUUGGAUGAAAGCCUCAAGCCAUGAUCGCCAUGGAGAAGCGUCCUCAAGUGAGUUAGCCAUGGCAAACAUAAUUUAACUUUGGCUAGUAAUGUCUGUGAAGCAGCACUGAGGUCAUUGUUCUUGACCCCAAACGGAGUCCAGAGCAAGGAUUUCGGCACUGUUUCACGGACAGACUUAACCAGAGUUUAAUUUCAUCUGUGGCGCAGACUACAAAUGAGUUGGCCUUAAAAGAAAUUUCCAGUUAGCAAACUGUUCAUAACACUACAAUUUUAAAAUCAAGUGUAAUUAAAUUACAGUACUAGCUUUUUUAGUCUUUUAAUAAUCUCAAUUAAAAUGGUAAUAAUAUGUCCUCCUUAGUUCUUUCCCUGUAUGAUCUGUUACAUUGCAGUUGAGCAAAUGCUGGUACAUUUCUAUACUGAGAGAAUGUUGUUCCUGCGCCUUUGUCUCCGAGAAUCAAUAAAAUCAAUUGAAGGUAACUUGUUAGCUUAAUGCUUAAUUGGCAAUGAAUUGGAUUGCUUGUUUCAAUGCUGUGCUUUGCAACCAUUGGAUCCUGGCACCUUAUUUUUUCUCUUUGGUGAUUACACUUUGGAUUUCACACGUUGAAAGCAAUGGGCUCUCUUUCAUUUUUCUUAGAGCACAGCCUUGGCGAUGUAUUUGACGUAAUUAAUACAUAAGUGAGGUCUUUGGUGCCUUCGCCUUUCAUAAUUGUGAAAUGGAGCAGUGUAGGAGCAGUAUUUUGAGUUAAUGGCCUUGAAUACUGCUUAAAACAAUAUUUAAGUUUUUGCAUACCAGAGUUCGUCUAAAGAGCUGAGAUGGCCUUUCCUCUUGAUAUAUUAUUUUCUUUUCUACUGUUUGCAUAUAUACAAUCGUCAUGUUCAUAUAGUUUGUGAAUCGGUUACUAUUAUAUAUUCUCUUUCAAUACCCACUCAUGUUAGUAAAGAGAUGGAACAUCAAGAAAAGUUUAAAUUUAUAUUUCAGCAAAGAACGGUAAACAGGAUGACAGUUACACCUUCUAUUUUGCUGGUUGUGGGUGGAAGUCAAAGGAAGUUUUCUGGAGCCCUGAAGACAUCCAAUGGAUCAAGGUCAUGGACCAUCUCAUGACACUGAUGUUUGGGCAGGAUUUUUUUGAGUACACCCUUGAUGCAAAAAAGACAUGUCACGUGCGGGAUGAUUUCCAGCCCAAAUUCAAGUACAGCAGAGAAGAAUGGCUAUGUGAAUAUGCAGACAUGUUAACUGGCAUUGACAAUGUGAUCUCAGUUGAGAAUGGUAUGUGUCCUUGAUGAAGGUAAAAAGUAUUUUUUUGAAAAAUCAAACUGUGCACCUGCACCUUUAACUAGAAACGCUUGUUACUUUUAAAUGCAAUAUCAUAGAUUAUAUUUUAUAAGGAGUUUUUUUUCCUUUCCCUGGGGAAUGUCUACUUGGAUAUGUUACAGUUUAAAUUUGAUUUGAGGUUAAUUUUGAUUUAACCUAGGUUGAUUCUCAAUUUUCUUUGUUUCCUAACCCUAAUUCAUGAGAAAUUAGUGCUAAGAGACAAAGGAAAUUGAGAAUCGACCUAGCUUUAAAAAAUUUAACCUUAAAUCAAAUUUAACCUGUAACAUAUAUCUUAAUGAUAUUUUGUUAUGUAAUUUCUUGUAUCAGUGUAUAAAUUAGGCAGUUAGGUCCCUUUUUAAGCUUUAGAUCUUUGUUGUUUUUUAUAUUACAUAGUUAGGAGAUUUUAGCACCAUGUGCUUCUCUUCAAUCUGAAAUAAAAUAAAGUUAUGUAUGUAUGCAUGUAUACAUGUAUGCAUGUAUGUAUAUGUACUAAUUUUUGACUUGGUUGUUAUAUUAAUAUUAUUAGUAUUAGUAUUAUCUGUCUUACUUUUUGAGAACCCCCCAAAAACAGUCAAGAAAUCAUUACAAGUACCAUAAUAUUUUACUUUUGAUGUUUCAGAUGGCAUUGAUAUGCAAACAUCUUGUAUACCAUCAGAACUAGAAAGGAAACAAUCUGUCGUACAUGAAGAUGUGGCUGUUUCUCAAGAAGUGAAACACGUUUCAACCUGUGAACAGAAAGUGACUUUUUGUGAUGAAGAAUUGCCAAACAUUGCCGCUGGUCAGGACAGGUAUAACAGGUUUUUCUGCAUUGUUAACUUUGACUUCUUAAAUCCAUCCAUAUAGUCAGGACGUGUUAUGCUUAGGCAUCCUUGUUGUUAUCUUGUCUGUAUUUUUUUAUUUACUUUAAAUCAUCUGACUUUAGGCAUUAUUUGCAACCUAGUCCUGUCAGAUUUAAACAUUUUACUCCUUCGAAAUCUGCUAUUGAUGAUGCGAGAGAAAUUCGAGUGUCAAAAACAUAGUUAUGAACUGUCAUGUUAAUAGUUUGGUGUCUAUUGAUAUGUGAUACGCUUGCAAAACACACGCCAUUUUUACAUUAUUAUAUCACAUGGAAGACCAAUUCAAAUAGUGCAUCUCAGCACUCAUUGUUUUAUAUUUGUGUCUUUGUUUGUUUUGAUAAGUUCCGAUUAUAUUGUUUUCCAUUUCUGUUGUUGGUAAAGGAAAUAACACUCAAAUUAUCAUUUUUUAAUUAAUUAUGUUGUAUUACUUCUUAUCUUUAGAGUCAUAGCUGUGUUUCCACCACCACCGGCAGUGGGCAAGAUACAGAUUUUGAAGAUGGAUCUUGAAACUUUAGAGGACGGAAAAGAAGUCAAUGAUUCUGUGGUGGAUUUGUUUUUGAUGUAAGAGUAACUUGAAGCUCAAGGCUAAUAGAUACAUCAUCCUGAUUUCUACACUUGUACUCAUGAAAAUCAGUAGUUUAUGGCAUCAUUUCUAAAAUCAACCUUUUGUUAUUUUAUGAUUAACAAGACAGUGACUGGCUUUCUGUUUAGAGUGGAACCUCACUAUUGCAAAGGGCCAAUGGACUGGCAAAAUUUGUUUGCUGUAACGAGGUUUUAUUAUAUUUAGGUUCUUUUGCAUAUACUGUAAAAUUCUGAAAAUAAGCCCCUCCGUAUAUAAGCCCCCCAAACUUGGAACACAAAAAACCCCCUGUUAAAUCGCCUCUCCAAAUGUAAGCCCCCGGGGGCUUGUACGUGGAAUUUGCCCUCAAAUACAAAGUAAAACAAAGCAAAAACAGUAAUUUCUUUCCAACUGUAAGCUAACCCAAUCGUUUUGAAACACAAAUUUCCUUCAUAGAUAACCCCCUAAGAACAUAAGCCCCCCAAAAAUAAGCCCCUCAAAAAAAGGGCCUUUGAAAAAUAUAAGCCCCAGGGCUUAUUUUCGGAAUUUUAUGGUAUUUUAAAUUUUAAUGAGGUAAAGAAAAUUGUUUGUUAUAUCGAGAGGUUCCACUGCAGUACUUGAAAAUAUUAUUAACCUACUGGCUAUCGAUCAAUAUUGACAGAAUUUUUCUCUUAAGGUAUGCUGCAUCUAAACUGGAUGAAGAACUGUUCAACAAGUGCCACAUAUUCAGUUCCUUUUUCUUUUCCAAGCUGUCUCAGAGAGUUAAGAUAGGAGGAGUCUCUGCUUUACCAUGGUAAAUGUGUACCAUAUCCUCAUAUUUCUUAAAGAGUAAUUAGUCAGCUUUAAAAUUUUAAGGGCUUAGUCACAGCUCACCAUUGCUUUCACUGCAAAAUCAGAGCUUCUUGGCCAAUAAAUAUGUUUCCCAUGCAUUGUUUCAAACGUUAAAUUUCGUUUGUGUUUUCUUUAUAAACUGUUACACUUCCAUCACUGCGAUUUCUAAAAUCACAAUCUUGUUUCAUUUUCUCUAUAGUCCCGAGGACCGGCAUGCAAGUGCUUCAAGAUUUACGAGAAAUGUGGACAUUUUCCAAAAGAUGUUCCUCUUCAUACCUGUCUGUAGAAGGUAUUUUCUACAAUUUAUUAAUGUUUGCAGUUAGUGGUGGAUGCUCAGUUGUUGUUUCUCUAAUCUGAUAGUUAGGCAAUUUAAUCCAGGAAGCCAUUGAAUUAUAUAUAUGUAAGGAUGAACUUAAUAAUUUUCAGGUGAUGAUAGGCAAUGACUCCCAUAAGUUUGCCAGAAAUGUACAAAUGGUGUUUGGUCUGGAUACUCAGUAAAUUAUUGUGUUUAAAGUUUUUGUUUUUAGCCAGUUACAUUGUCAGACUCCCUUUCUCCUUUUUGACUUUUAUUAAAAUAUACAGUCAAAGCCCACUUCUCUUUAUUACGGACAGUUUGCUUUGUCCCUAGGGAAAGAAAGCCCCAACAUUUUCUUUACACUUCGUUAAUAUGGACACUUUUUAUGGCCCCCUCAAUGCCUUUAUUAGCAGGGUUUGACCCUGUUAUCACCUCUUUUCAUUUUAGCGGACACUGGUUCUUGGCACUAAUCUAUAACCUACCCUUUUUGGUUGGAAAAGCACAAAUGGAUAAGAAUUCGUCGCGAAGGUGUGUAGUUGAAUUGCUUGUUGAUGAUUAGAUACCUUAUAGCAGAUAACUCACUUGACUUCCUAUAGCUGUUAACCGAAUGGAGUGUCAGAAAAAAAUAUUCUGUUCUAAAUUUGCAGUUUCAAAGUAUUGUCUUUAUUUGUCAUUGAUAUUUGCAGGGCUCCAAUCAUAAUGAUUGACUCAAUCGUCUAUGGCUCAGAGGAUGGAUUUUAUGACUGUCCUUCAUCAAGAGAACAAGAGGCAGACCUCAUUCGCAGGUAACUUAGUUAAUUGCAGUGAUAGUUGGUGAAACGUUUGUUAUACCCGUUUUGUUUCCAAUACAAUUUUUAUUGCGGCCAUAUUUUUUAAGGCUAAACCUGCUAUUCUGAUUUGUUCGCAGUUUCGUAAGAUGCGAAUGGUUGGCUAAGGGAGAGAGUUCUUCUCCUGACUUCACUCCUGAAUCGAUGCCCCUAUACUACCCCAAGGUAAGACGUUAAUCCAGUGAUCAGAACAUCCCUAUCUCGGAAGUAUUUUUCUAGUUCUUUGUUGUGCAUUGAUGAGACAGAUUGCUCGUGAAAGAAUUAACACGGAAUCCACCAGAAAAUUGAGUAAUUUUAAUUUUCAGUGGACAAAAACCUUGUACCAGAAUAAUUUAAAGAAUAUUGUAUUCUUGUUUACAUUUUUCAAGGGCUAAAGAUGUAAUUAGUCAUCUAUAGUAACACCAGAGAAAAUUUCUGAUGGGAGCCCGAGAAAAUGAAUGUAAAAUUUCACAAAAUUGCAUCUUACACAUGAAAUUUUCAGAAUUUUACCUGUAUUUUCACAAUUCUUGUGAAAUUUGACAUUCAUUUUCUCGGAUCCCCAUGGGAAAUUUUCUUUGGUGUUAUUAGAGAUGACUAAAUACAUCUUCAGCCCUUGGAAAAUGUAAAAAAAGAAUGCAAUGUUCGUUAAAUUAUUCUGGUACAAGGUUUUUAUCGAUUGUGAGGUGAAGAGGGGACGAUGAUGAUGGUUUUAGGUAGCUAUCUUUCCAGUCAAAUUGACGUCUUUAAAAAUGUUUGGUCCCACAGGUGCCGCAACAAGAAAACGGUUACGACUGUGGAGUAUUUGUUAUGCUGUUUUUUGAGACUUUUUUAAAUCGAAAGGUAAGUCUAACUUUCUCUGUAUCUAACACUAUGAAACUGUUGACUGAGAAAUACAUUAUCUCUCUCUUUCAGGCAGAAUUGCCAAAGCUGAUUUGCUGAUACAAAGCGAUUUUAUUUCCUUACUCUUUUAAACAUUUUGGCGACCAGUAUUUGUUUUGUUUUUGGGCCAAGAGUUUUUUUAGUGACUUGCGUUGAUGAAAAAAAUCCAUUCAGUUGAUUGCACAGUGAAGUAAGAUUUUACAAAAGAAUGUCCCCUAAUAAAUUUUUGCCUUAAAGUGGGAUUAGUCAUGAUGGGCAUCACUAUUUUUGCUUGGCUCCAAUGUUGGACAGUCUGACUUCUCUUCUGGUCUGACUAAAACCGUAACAGUUAAUUGUUGUUUCUCUUUUAGUGUCCUGUGAGAGACCUACUGUCAGGCCAAAUCCUACCGUGGUAUGAUCAAAGUGCAGCUUUGCCGAUGCGGGAAAGAAUGACAGAUCUCAUUCUAGGAUUGGGAAAUAGUCUUAGUUCCGAUUAG
Molecule: messenger RNA, 13131 nt
Organism: Porites evermanni
Lineage: Eukaryota; Metazoa; Cnidaria; Anthozoa; Scleractinia; Poritidae
Source: the annotation of a GenBank genome assembly